Suillus subalutaceus is the source of this 3349-nucleotide messenger RNA. RefSeq lists its product as uncharacterized. NCBI's taxonomy places the organism in Eukaryota, Fungi, Basidiomycota, Agaricomycetes, Boletales, Suillaceae. Gene Ontology annotation, cellular component: membrane. Gene Ontology annotation, biological process: proton transmembrane transport; sodium ion export across plasma membrane; intracellular sodium ion homeostasis. The coding region runs from base 85 to 3234 and encodes 1049 amino acids. Gene Ontology annotation, molecular function: ATP hydrolysis activity; P-type sodium:potassium-exchanging transporter activity; ATP binding. The transcript is spliced from 15 exons. The record is from RefSeq and is a predicted model, not a curated record.
GCAAGGCACAGUCGAUGCAUUGCCCUGAUGAUAGUAUUUGAUAAAUAACAGGAGGAAGCAAAGAUCUUCAAGUAGGUUGCUUCGAUGUCGGGCACAACACCCUCUCCUGAGCCCGGGACCGGGAAAAACUAUGGCGUUCAAAUCGCUUACCGUACAUUAUCAGUUCGCGCCGAAGAGAAACAGAGCCGAACGACUUCCAAAUCUCCGCCAGACCCAGCGGAUGCAAUUGCAAGCAUAGAUGCCCAUCUACUGAGUGUCGACGAGGUAUAUACCCGGUAUUCCAGCCAUCCCACAGUCGGUUUGGAGUCUGCCGCUGUUCUUCGCAGGGAGAGUGAUGGCAAGAAUGUCAUCAGUCCUCCACCUACCGUCUACUGGAAGAAAGCGCUUAAUUAUAUUUUUGGUGGCUUCAAUUUCCUGAUGUGGAUCGCGUUCAUCGUGACUAUCCUCUCCUAUGCACCACUCGGGCCUCCUGAAGCUUUCACUCUUGGUGUUGCUGUGCUGUUGCUCCUCGUCAUCAUUGUUUCUGCUACAUUCUAUGCUUUGGUCGAUUGGAACGCGAGCAGAAUCAUGAAGUCGAUAAAAUCUCUAAUUGCACAUGAGGCUGCGGUCAUUAGGAACGGAAAACAGCAAAUAAUCAAAGCUGCUGACAUUGUAGUUGGUGAUGUUGCUGUGCUCAAUGCUGGCGACCGUGUCCCGGCCGACAUGCGUGUCGUGCAGGCAUCGUCCGACCUUCGCUUUGAUCGCUCUCUCCUGACGGGUGAAAGCGAAAUGGUACCGGGAGCUCUUGAUGCAACAUCCGAGAAUGCUCUGGAGACUCGUAACCUUGCGCUGACUUCUACUUUUGUCGUGCAAGGGACUUGCCAUGGUGUCGUGUUCGCCAUAGGAGACAGGACUGUCAUGGGACGCCUUGUCAAGAUGUCGGGAGAAACAAAGUUCAAGCUUACCACUAUCCAAAAAGAAGUGUGGUUUUUCACGAAAAUCAUUUCGUGUCUCGCACUCUUUUUCUUCAGUUUGUCAAUUCUUCUAUACGGCGUUUGGUUACGGACAACGUAUCCUGGGUAUGAUGCCACCGCGUCUGUUGCCAUCGUAAAUUCAAUUGGCUGCUUGACUGCUUUCGUUCCCCAGGGCCUCCCGAUUUGCGUGGCACUCUCGUUGACUGUUGUUGCCCGUCGCAUGGCUAAACGUCAAGUGUUGGUCAAGAACCUGGCGACCAUCGAGACGUUAGGAUGCAUGUCUGUGUUAUGUUCCGACAAGACAGGCACGUUGACUGAGGGAAAGAUGAUGGUAGAGAACAUUGCCUUCCUCGAUGACGUGUUUGGUGUCGAGGAAAUUAACGAGAGGGUUACGAAGGCAUCAGACCCUACCGUAUUUUCUGCUUUCAAGGCACUCCAUCAGAUCGCCAGGCUUUGCAACGGCGCGAAAUUCGACGCAACGACUAACCACCUUCCUGUGCGGGAUCGUACGAUCAAGGGUGAUCCGACUGAUACUGCUCUUUUGCGUUUCUCCGAGGCCCUUUCAAUUCCGGAGCUUGGUGUGGAUGCCAGUACUCUUCAGCAAGAUUAUGAGAAGAAGUUCGAGAUCCCUUUCAAUUCCCGCAACAAAUGGAUGCUUUCUGUGUUCUCCAAGGUCAACACUGCUGAAAAGAACGUAGAGUCGACAUGGAUUUUCGUCAAGGGAGCUCCUGAUGUUUUGUUCCCUUCCUGCAGCAGUGUGCUACAGAGUGAUGGGACGGUUAUCAAGUUGUCAAGUAAGGCGAGGCAGACGCUUGCCACGCUUCAAGAGGAUUGGUCAAGCCAAGGCCAACGAGUACUCAUGCUAUGUAGGAAACCCAUGGAAGAAAUCAAGACUGGACUUCAACCGAACGACAUGGAAGAUCUCAUGUACCAGGAGAUGUGUGAUUUAACAUUGGUUGGUCUAGUUGGAAUCCGCGAUCCCCCUCGCCCGGAUGUAUUGCCGUCGAUUGGCAUCAUUCGACGAGCUGGAGUUCGAGUAUUUAUGGUCACUGGUGAUUUUAAGCUUACUGCUCUAGCUAUCGCACGUCAGGUUGGUAUCAUUACCCAGCAUGGUGUUGACAGCAUCCAGGAUGUCCAAGCCGCUGCAUCUGAGAAGCUCUCGCCGAAAGAUUAUCAUCUUAUUAAGCCAUCCGAUGAUGAUCCUAUCCGCUCCCUGGUACUUACAGGAGAAGACGUCGCAUCUCUCACACCGUUUGAUUGGAAUGUCAUCGUCGGGCAAUACGCUGAGAUUGUGUUUGCCCGCACCACGCCUGACCAAAAGAUGAGGAUCGUCCAGGAAAUCAAGGCCCGCGGCGACAAUACUGUGGCUGUGACUGGUGACGGUGUCAACGAUGCACCCGCUCUCAAAGCCGCUGACAUUGGUGUUGCGAUGGGUAGUGGUAGUGAUGUGGCCAAGGAAGCUGCCGCCUUGAUUUUGUUGAAGAAUGACUUUGCUUCCAUCCCUGUCGCGAUAGAGAUGGGUCGGCUGGUCUUUGAUAACCUGAAGAAAGUCACAUUGUACCUCAUGCCUGCUGGAAGUUAUUCGGAAUUCAUGGCGGUCCUCGCAAACGUAUUACUAGGCAUGCAGCUUCCCAUGAACUCGUAUCAACAAGUCUGCUAUUGCAUCACCAAUGAUGUUAUCAUGUCCAUCUCGUUAAUGUAUGAACAGCCGGAGUGGGACUUGAUGCGGCGCAAACCACGCAACGCCAGGACCGAUAGGCUUACGGAUUGGCGCCUUUUCUUCCAUGUGUACUUGUUCUAUGGACUGAUGCUGUGGCCCUGCGCGAUGGGGAUGUGGUUCUUAUACAUGAGCCAGCAGGGCCUCGGGUUCUAUGACGUUAUCUUGGCUUUCAACAAUUGGGGAUCAACCCUGCCUGCCACCGUAAACCCAACCGAGCUCGUCGAUGUUGGUCAAUCCAUUUACUAUGUGACGGUGGCCAUCGGACAGUACGGGACUCUUCUAUCGGUUCGCAACCGCCGAGUAUCGAUACUGCAAUCAAAUCCUUUAUGGGGCCCGCGUCGCAACCUGUUGGUACUUGUCGGCAUGACGGGCACCAUAUUGAUUUGCAUUGUGAACCUCUAUGGAGCUGGCUUCCAGCGGGUGUUUAACAUGAGGCCUAUCCCUGGGAUGUUCUGGGGUAUUCCAUAUACCUUUGCUUUGGGGAUCUUGCUCGUGGACGAAACUCGCAAAGCCAUUGUGAGGAAAUACCCGAAGUCUUUCGUUGCGUGGCUGGCAUGGUAAAUUAGAAAUUAUAUGACGUUGGAAUUUUUUUGUCAGUACUGCUCGGUGUAAAUUAAUUAAUAUGCAAACGUUAUCCACUGCGCAGGAAGGUUAUGCAGAUUGCAUUUAUUUUGAU